This is a messenger RNA of Enhydra lutris kenyoni (northern sea otter), 10557 nucleotides long. Its product is annotated as CUB and Sushi multiple domains 1. NCBI's taxonomy places the organism in Eukaryota, Metazoa, Chordata, Mammalia, Carnivora, Mustelidae. The transcript is spliced from 69 exons. The record is from RefSeq and is a predicted model, not a curated record. Bases 730 to 10557 code for a protein of 3275 amino acids.
GGUUUAGUCCAGGGUCCCAAUGGCACCAUCGAGAGCCCAGGGUUUCCGCACGGUUAUCCAAACUACGCGAACUGCACCUGGAUCAUUAUCACAGGAGAACGCAAUCGGAUACAACUGUCGUUCCACACCUUCGCCCUUGAAGAAGAUUUUGAUAUUUUAUCGGUGUACGACGGCCAGCUCCAACAAGGGAAUUUGAAAGUGAGGUUGUCGGGAUUCCAGCUGCCGUCCUCCGUCGUCAGCACGGGCUCGAUCCUCACGCUGUGGUUCACGACAGACUUCGCGGUGAGCGCCCAAGGCUUCAAGGCCCUGUAUGAAGUUUUACCUAGCCACACAUGUGGAAAUCCGGGGGAAAUCCUGAAAGGAGUUCUGCACGGAACAAGGUUCAACAUCGGGGACAAGAUCAGGUACAGCUGCCUCCCCGGCUACGUCUUGGAAGGCCACGCGGUUCUGACCUGCAUUGUCAGCCCUGGGAACGGUGCUUCGUGGGACUUUCCGGCUCCGUUCUGCAGGGCUGAGGGAGCCUGUGGAGGGACCCUGCGGGGAACCAGCAGCACCAUCUCCAGCCCCCACUUCCCCUCGGAAUAUGGGAACAACGCCGACUGCACCUGGACCAUCCUGGCCGAGCCAGGGGACACCAUCGCCUUAGUCUUCACUGACUUUCAACUAGAGGAAGGGUACGACUUCUUAGAGAUCAGUGGAACAGAAGCACCAUCCAUAUGGUUGACUGGCAUGAACCUCCCUUCUCCCGUUAUAAGUAGCAAGAAUUGGUUACGACUCCAUUUUACAUCUGACAGUAACCAUCGACGCAAAGGAUUUAAUGCACAGUUUCAAGUGAAAAAGGCAAUUGAACUGAAGUCAAGAGGAGUCAAGAUGAUGCCCAGCAAGGACAGUAGCCAUAAAAACUCUGUCUUGAGUCAAGGAGGCGUUGCGUUGGUUUCUGACAUGUGUCCGGAUCCUGGGAUUCCAGAGAAUGGUAGAAGAGCAGGUUCUGACUUCAGGGUUGGUGCAAAUGUACAGUUCUCCUGUGAGGACAAUUAUGUGCUCCAGGGAUCCAAGAGCAUAACCUGUCAGAGAGUCACAGAGACACUGGCUGCGUGGAGCGACCAUCGGCCCAUUUGCCGCGCUAGAACAUGUGGCUCCAAUCUGCGUGGACCCAGUGGCGUCAUUACGUCCCCUAACUACCCGGUGCAGUAUGAGGACAAUGCUCACUGUGUGUGGGUCAUCACCACGACAGACCCAGACAAGGUCAUCAAGCUUGCCUUUGAGGAGUUUGAACUAGAACGAGGCUAUGACACGCUUACAGUGGGCGAUGCUGGCAAAGUGGGCGAUACCAGGACGGUCUUGUACGUACUGACCGGGUCCAGCGUCCCGGACCUCAUCGUGAGCAUGAGCAACCAGAUGUGGCUCCACCUGCAGUCGGACGACAGCAUCGCGUCCCCCGGGUUCAAAGCUGUCUACCAAGAAAUUGAAAAGGGAGGCUGUGGGGACCCUGGAGUUCCUGCCUACGGGAAGCGGACUGGCGACAGCUUCCUCCACGGGGACACGCUGACAUUCGAGUGCCAGGCGGCCUUUGAGCUGGUGGGAGAGCGCGUGAUCACGUGCCAGCAGAACAACCAGUGGUCCGGCAACAAACCCAGCUGUGUAUUUUCCUGCUUCUUCAACUUUACUGCAUCGUCGGGAAUUAUUCUCUCACCCAAUUACCCCGAGGAAUACGGCAACAACAUGAACUGUGUCUGGUUGAUCAUUUCCGAACCAGGAAGCAGAAUUCACCUCAUCUUUAACGAUUUCGACGUGGAACCCCAGUUUGAUUUCCUUGCGAUCAAAGAUGACGGCAUUUCUGAUAUCACCGUCCUGGGCACCUUCUCGGGCCACGAGGUCCCCUCACAGCUGGCCAGCAGCGGGCACAUAGUCCGCUUGGAAUUCCAGUCCGACCACUCCACGACCGGCAGGGGGUUCAACAUCACUUACACCACAUUUGGUCAGAAUGAGUGUCAUGACCCUGGCAUUCCCAUAAACGGACGGCGUUUUGGUGACAGAUUUCUGCUGGGGAGCUCAGUUUCCUUCCACUGUGACGAUGGCUUUGUCAAAACGCAGGGGUCGGAGUCCAUCACCUGCAUCCUGCAGGACGGGAAUGUCGUCUGGAGCUCCACGGUGCCUCGCUGCGAAGCGCCAUGUGGUGGACACCUGACAGCUUCCAGCGGACUCAUUUUGCCUCCCGGAUGGCCAGGGUACUAUAAAGAUUCUUUAAAUUGUGAAUGGAUCAUUGAAGCAAAACCAGGACAUUCCAUCAAAAUAACUUUUGAUAGAUUUCAGACAGAAGUCAACUAUGACACUCUGGAGGUCCGAGACGGGCCCGCCAACUCGUCCCCACUGAUCGGAGAGUACCAUGGCACACAAGCUCCCCAGUUCCUGAUCAGCACGGGGCACUUCAUGUACCUGCUGUUCACCACUGACAACAGCCGCUCCAGCGUGGGCUUCCUCAUUCACUAUGAGAGUGUGACCCUGGAGUCGGACUCCUGUCUCGACCCCGGGAUCCCCGUGAAUGGGCAUCGGCAUGGCAGUAAUUUUGCCAUCAGAUCCACAGUGACAUUCAGCUGCCAUCCAGGAUACACGCUCAGUGACGACGAGCCCCUGAUCUGUGAGCAGAACCACCAGUGGAACCACGCCUUGCCCAGCUGUGACGCCCUCUGUGGAGGUUACAUCCAUGGAAAGAGUGGGACAGUCCUUUCUCCUGGGUUUCCAGAUUUUUACCCAAACUCCCUAAACUGCACAUGGACCAUUGAAGUGUCUCAUGGAAAGGGUGUUCAGAUGAUGUUUCAUACCUUCCACCUCGAGAGCUCCCACGACUACUUACUGAUCACGGAGGAUGGGAGUUUCUCUGAGCCCGUGGCCAGACUCACGGGCUCUGUCCUGCCGCACACUAUUAAGGCAGGUUUGUUCGGAAACUUCACCGCCCAGCUUCGGUUCAUAUCAGACUUUUCCAUUUCCUACGAGGGCUUCAACAUCACAUUUUCAGAGUAUGACUUGGAGCCUUGCGAUGAUCCUGGUGUCCCUGCCUUCAGCCGGAGAAUCGGUUUUCACUUCGGAGUCGGGGACUCUCUGACCUUUUCCUGCUUCCCAGGGUAUCGCUUGGAAGGCGCAAGGAAGCUUACGUGCCUGGGUGGGGGCCGCCGUGUGUGGAGCGCGCCUCUGCCAAGGUGUGUGGCUGAAUGUGGAGCAAGUGUCAAAGGAAAUGAAGGAACGUUGCUGUCUCCAAAUUUCCCAUCGAAUUAUGAUAAUAACCACGAGUGUAUCUAUAAAAUAGAGACGGAAGCCGGCAAGGGGAUUCAUCUCAGGGCGCAAAGCUUCCAACUGUUUGAAGGAGACAUUCUAAAGGUGUACGACGGAAGAGACAGUUCGUCACGUCUGCUGGGAGCCUUCACCAAGAACGAGCUCAUGGGGCUGGUCCUCAAUAGCACAUCUAACCACCUGUGGCUUGAGUUCAACACCAACGGGUCGGACACGGACCAGGGCUUCCAGCUCACCUAUACAAGUUUUGACCUAGUAAAGUGUGAGGAUCCAGGAGUCCCUAACUAUGGCUAUAGGAUCCGAGACGAAGGCCACUUUACUGACACUGUGGUUCUGUACAGCUGUAACCCGGGCUACGCCAUGCACGGCAGCGACACGCUGACCUGCCUCAGCGGGGACCGCAGAGUGUGGGACAAGCCGCUGCCUUCCUGUGUCGCCGAGUGUGGUGGCCAGAUCCACGCGGCCACCUCCGGGCGGAUCCUGUCUCCUGGCUACCCGGCCCCGUAUGACAACAACCUCCACUGCACCUGGAUCAUAGAGGCAGACCCAGGGAAGACCAUCAGCCUGCACUUCAUCGUGUUCGACACGGAGACGGCCCACGACACCCUGAAGGUGUGGGACGGCCCGCGGGACAGCGACAUCCUGCUCAAGGAGUGGAGCGGCUCCCUGCUCCCCGAGGACAUCCACAGCACGUUCAGUGCCCUCACCCUGCAGUUCGACAGCGACUUCUUCAUCAGCAAGUCGGGCUUCUCCAUCCAGUUCUCAACCUCAGUGGCGUCCACCUGCAACGAUCCAGGAAUGCCUCAGAACGGCACCCGCUAUGGGGAUAGCAGAGAGCCCGGCGACACCAUCACCUUCCAGUGUGACCCUGGGUACCAGCUCCAAGGACAAGCGAAAAUCACCUGUGUGCAGCUGAAUAACCGAUUCUUUUGGCAACCGGACCCUCCUACCUGCAUAGCUGCCUGUGGGGGGAACCUGACGGGCCCGGCAGGCGUCAUUUUGUCGCCUAACUACCCACAGCCGUAUCCUCCCGGCAAAGAAUGUGACUGGAGAAUAAAAGUGAAUCCCGACUUCGUCAUUGCCUUGAUAUUCAAAAGUUUCAACAUGGAGCCCAGCUACGACUUCCUGCACAUCUAUGAAGGAGAGGAUUCCAACAGACCUCUCCUUGGAAGCUUCCAGGGCUCUCAAGCCCCAGAAAGAAUUGAGAGCAGUGGAAACAGUGUUUUCCUGGCGUUUCGGAGUGACGCCUCUGUGGGCUUGUCGGGAUUCGCGAUUGAAUUUAAAGAGAAGCCACGGGAAGCCUGCUUUGACCCUGGAAAUAUAAUGAACGGGACAAGAAUUGGCACAGACUUCAAGCUUGGCUCAAGUGUCACUUACCAGUGUGACUCUGGCUACAAGAUCGUGGACCCCUCGUCCAUCACGUGUGUGAUCGGAGCAGACGGAAAACCUGCCUGGAGCCAAGCCUUGCCGUCCUGCAACGCUCCCUGCGGAGGACAGUACACAGGAUCCGAAGGGGUCGUUUUGUCGCCCAACUACCCUCAUAAUUACACAGCCGGCCAGAUAUGCCUUUACUCCAUCACGGUGCCCAAGGAGUUCGUGGUGUUUGGACAAUUUGCCUAUUUCCAGACGGCACUGAACGAUUUGGCGGAAUUAUUUGAUGGAACACACCCGCAAGCCAGACUCCUCAGCUCACUCUCUGGGUCACAUUCAGGUGAAACGUUACCUUUGGCGACAUCAAAUCAGAUUCUCCUGCGAUUCAGCGCCAAGAGUGGAGCGUCUGCCCGGGGCUUCCACUUCGUUUACCAAGCUGUGCCUCGAACCAGCGAUACCCAGUGCAGCUCUAUCCCCGAGCCCAGAUACGGAAGGAGAAUCGGCUCGGAGUUUUCUGCGGGUUCGAUCGUCCGUUUCGAGUGUAACCCGGGAUACCUCCUUCAGGGCUCCACGGCCAUCCGCUGUCAGUCCGUGCCCAAUGCUCUAGCUCAGUGGAAUGACACGAUCCCGAGCUGCAUAGUCCCCUGCAGUGGCAAUUUCACUCAGCGCAGAGGUACAAUUUUAUCCCCCGGCUACCCGGAACCCUAUGGUAACAACUUAAACUGUAUCUGGAAAAUCAUAGUUACAGAGGGAUCAGGGAUUCAGAUUCAAGUCAUCAGUUUUGCCACCGAGCAGAACUGGGACUCUCUGGAGAUCUACGAUGGCGGUGACAUGGCAGCGCCCAGGCUGGGAAGUUUCUCAGGAACCACAGUCCCAGCCCUUCUGAACAGCACCUCCCACCAGCUCUAUCUGCAUUUCCAGUCCGAUAUCAGUGUAGCAGCUGCCGGCUUUCACCUGGAGUACAAAACUGUGGGUCUCGCCGCGUGCCAAGAACCAGCCCUUCCCAGCAACGGCAUCAAAAUAGGAGACCGGUACAUGGUGAACGACGUCCUCUCCUUCCAGUGUGAACCGGGCUACACCCUGCAGGGCCGGUCCCACAUUUCCUGCAUGCCGGGAACCGUCCGCCGCUGGAACUACCCGUCCCCGCUCUGCAUUGCAACCUGCGGAGGGACGCUGAGCAGCAUGGGGGGCGUGAUCUUGAGCCCAGGGUUUCCGGGCGCUUACCCCAACAACCUGGACUGCACGUGGAAAAUCGAGCUGCCCGUUGGCUAUGGUGCGCAUAUUCAGUUUCUGAAUUUUUCUACGGAAGCUAAUCACGACUACCUGGAAAUACAAAACGGCCCCUACCACACGAGCCCCAUGAUCGGGCAGUUCAGUGGUCCGGACCCCCCCUCCGCCCUGCUCAGUACGACGCACGAAACGCGCAUCCACUUCUACAGUGACCACUCCCAGAACCGGCAAGGGUUUAAGCUCGCUUACCAAGCCUACGAGCUCCAGAACUGCCCGGACCCACCUCCUUUUCAGAAUGGUUACAUGGUCAACGCGGACUACAGCGUGGGACAGUCCAUCUCAUUUGAGUGUUACCCUGGGUACAUUUUGCUUGGCCACCCAGUCCUCACCUGUCAGCACGGGAUCAACAGAAACUGGAAUUAUCCCUUUCCAAGAUGUGACGCUCCUUGUGGAUAUAAUGUAACAUCUCCGAAUGGUACCAUUUACUCCCCUGGAUUUCCAGACGAGUACCCAAUCCUGAAGGACUGCAUUUGGCUGGUCACCGUCCCUCCCGGCCAUGGGGUCUACAUCAACUUCACGUUGCUACAGACGGAAGCCGUGAAUGAUUACAUUGCUGUCUGGGAUGGGCCUGACCAGAACUCACCUCAGCUGGGAGUUUUCAGUGGCAACACAGCCCUGGAAACGGCAUACAGCUCCACCAACCAGGUCCUGCUCAAGUUCCACAGCGACUUUUCCAACGGAGGCUUCUUUGUUCUCAAUUUUCACGCAUUUCAGCUCAAGAAAUGCCAACCUCCCCCCUCGGUUCCACAGGCAGAAAUGCUUACGGAGGAUGAGGAUUUUGAAAUAGGGGACUUCGUGAAGUACCAGUGCCACCCUGGGUACACGCUGUCUGGGACAGACACCCUGACCUGUAAGCUCAGUGCCCAGCUGCAGUUUGAAGGUGCUCUCCCAACGUGUGAAGCACAAUGCCCUGCGAAUGAAGUCCGGACGGAGUCCUCUGGAGUCAUCCUCAGUCCUGGUUACCCGGGCAAUUACUUUAACUCCCAGACAUGCUCAUGGAGUAUUAAAGUGGAACCGCACUACAACAUCACCAUCUUCGUGGACACAUUUCAAAGUGAAAAGCAAUUUGAUACCCUGGAAGUAUUUGAUGGUUCUUCCGGUCAGAGUCCUCUGUUGGUGGUCUUAAGUGGGAACCACACUCAACAGUCGAAUUUUACAAGCAGGAGCAAUCAGUUAUACCUUCGCUGGUCCACUGAUCACGCAACCAGUAAAAAAGGGUUCAAGAUUCGGUAUACAGCGCCCUACUGCAGCCUGACCCACACCCCAAAGAACGGAGGUGUUUUCAAUAGGACCACAGGAGCACUGGGGAGUAAAGUGCAUUAUUUCUGCAAGCCCGGGCAUCGGAUGAUUGGCCACAGCAACGCGACCUGCCGAAGGAGUCCAGGAGCUGUGUCCUGUGGAAUCCCCGAGUCCCCAGGAAACGGUUCAUUUACGGGCAACGAGUUCACGUUGGAUAGUAAAGUGACCUAUGAAUGUAACGAGGGCUUUCAGCUGGAAGCUGGCCAGCAAGCAGCCGCUGUGUGUCGGGAAGAUGGAUUAUGGAACAACACAGGGAAGCCCCCCAUGUGUAAACCGGUAACUUGUCCCAGCAUUGAGGCUCAGCUCUCGGAUCACGUCACCUGGAGACUGGUUUCGGGAUCCCUGAAUGAGUACGGAGCUCAGGUUGUGCUCAGCUGCAGCCCUGGGUAUUUCCUGGAGAGCCAGAGGCUGGUGCAGUGCCAGGCGAACGGAACGUGGAGCAUCGGCGAAGAGAGGCCCAGAUGUCGAGUGAUCUCCUGUGGAAGCCUCUCCUUCCCCCCAAACGGUAACAAGAUUGGCACACUGACGGUCUACGGGGCCACAGCCAUAUUUACGUGCAACACGGGCUACACCCUUGUGGGGUCUCAUGUCAGAGAGUGCUUAGCCAACGGACUCUGGAGUGGCACAGAAACGCGAUGUCUGGCCGGCCACUGUGGCUCCCCGGAUCCGAUUGUGAACGGUCACAUCAGCGGGGACGGCUUCAGUUACAGGGACACUGUGGUUUACCAGUGCAAUCCUGGCUUCAGGCUGGUGGGGACGUCGGUUCGGAUAUGCCUGCAGGACCACAAGUGGUCGGGACAGACCCCAGUCUGUGUCCCCAUCACCUGUGGCCACCCUGGGAACCCCGCUCACGGGUUCACCAACGGCAGCGAGUUCAACCUGAACGACGUGGUGAACUUCACCUGUAGCGCCGGCUACCUGCUGCAGGGCGCCGCCCGAGCCCAGUGUCGGAGCAACGGCCAGUGGAGCAGCGCUCUGCCCACCUGUCGAGUGGUGAACUGCUCAGAUCCAGGCUUUGUGGAAAAUGCCAUUCGUCACGGGCAACAGAAUUUCCCUGAGAGCUUUGAAUACGGGAUGAGUGUCAUGUACCAUUGCAAGAAGGGGUUUUACCUGUUGGGGUCUUCUGCCUUAACCUGCAUGGCUAACGGCCUGUGGGAUCGUUCUCUACCCAAGUGUCUGGCCAUAUCAUGCGGCCACCCAGGGGUUCCUGCCAAUGCUAUCCUGACUGGAGAACUGUUCACAUACGGUGCCGUAGUUCACUACGCGUGCAAAGGGAGCCAGGACCUUGUAGGCAACAGCACCCGGGUUUGUCAAGAGGACAGUCACUGGAGUGGAACGCUUCCCCACUGCACGGGAAAUGAUCCUGGAUUUUGUGGCGAUCCCGGGACCCCAGCACAUGGGUCCCGCCUUGGAGAUGAACUCAAGGCCAAGAGCCUUCUCCGCUUCUCCUGUGAAGUGGGCUACCAGCUGAGGGGCUCUCCUGAGCGGACUUGUUUGCUCAAUGGCUCGUGGUCUGGACUGCAGCCUGUGUGUGAAGCCGUGUCCUGUGGAAACCCUGGCACGCCCACCAAUGGCAUGAUAGUCAGCAGCGACGGCAUCCUGUUCUCCAGCUCGGUCAUCUACGCCUGCUGGGAAGGCUACAAGACCUCAGGGCUCAUGACGCGGCACUGCACGGCCAACGGGACCUGGACGGGUACAGCCCCUGACUGCACAGUUAUAAGCUGUGGGGACCCAGGCACCCUGGCAAAUGGCAUCCAGUUUGGGACAGAUUUCACCUUCAAUAAGACCGUGAGCUACCAGUGCGAUCCCGGCUACCUCAUGGAGCCCAUCACAUCAUCCACCAUCCGCUGUACCAAAGACAGUACGUGGAAUAGCAGCAAACCGGUCUGCAAAGCUGUCAUGUGCGGUCAGCCACCUCACGUGCUGCAUGGAAAAGUGGAGGGAACGGACUUCCGCUGGGGUGCCAGCGUAAGUUACAGCUGCGUGGAUGGCUUCCAGCCCUCUCAUUCCGCCAUCCUCUCCUGCGAAGGCCACGGCGUGUGGAAAGGAGAGGUCCCCCAGUGCCUGCCUGUCUUCUGCGGAGACCCAGGCACCCCUGCGGAGGCGCGACUCAGUGGCAAAAGCUUCACCUAUAAGUCAGAAGUCUUCUUCCAGUGCAAAUCUCCCUUUGUACUGGUGGGGUCGUCCAGAAGAACCUGCCAGGCAGACGGCACGUGGAGUGGCACACAGCCCACCUGCAUCGACCCUGCUCAUAAUUCCUGCCCAGACCCUGGUACUCCACACUUUGGGAUACAGAAUAGCUCCAGAGGAUAUGAGGUUGGAAGCACGGUGUUUUUCAGGUGCAGGAAAGGCUACCACAUUCAAGGUUCUACGACCCGCACUUGCCUCGCAAAUUUAACCUGGAGUGGAAUUCAGACUGAGUGUAUACCCCACACCUGCAGACAGCCCGAGACGCCAGCCAACGCGGACGUGAGAGCGAUCGAUCUCCCCACCUUCGGUUACACCUUGGUGUACACCUGCCAUCCGGGAUUUUUCCUCGCGGCUGGGUCUGAGCACAGGACGUGUAAAGCAGAUAUGAAAUGGACAGGAAAAUCACCCGUCUGCAAAAGUAAAGGAGUGAGAGAAGUUAAUGAAACAGUUACUAAAACUCCAGUUCCUUCCGAUGUAUUUUUUAUCAAUUCCGUGUGGAAGGGAUAUUAUGAAUAUUUAGGGAAGAGACAGCCCGCAACUCUAACGGUGGACUGGUUCAAUGCCACGAGCAGCAAGGUGAACGCGACCUUCCUGGAGGCCUCUCAGGUGGAGCUGAAGUUGACAGGCGUUUAUAAGAAAGAAGAGGCACACUUACUUCUGAAAGCUUUUCAAAUUAAAGGCCCUGCAGAUAUUUUUGUAAGCAAGUUUGAAAAUGACAACUGGGGACUAGCUGGUUAUGUUUCAUCAGGACUGGAAAGAGGGGGAUUUACUUUUCAAGGUGAUAUUCAUGGAAAAGACUUUGGAAGAUUCAAGCUCGAAAGACAAGAUCCCCUGAACUCGGAUCAAGACGCCCCGAAUCAGCACCAGGGCACGAGCAGCGGGUCCGUGGCGGCCGCCAUCCUCGUCCCGUUCUUCGCUCUCAUUUUGUCGGGGUUUGCGUUUUACCUCUACAAACACAGAACGAGACCAAAAGUUCAAUACAAUGGCUACGCGGGACAUGAAAACAGCAAUGGACAAGCUUCGUUUGAAAACCCCAUGUAUGAUACAAACUUAAAACCCACAGAAGCCAAGGCUGUGCGGUUUGACACGACUCUGAACACAGUGUGUACGGUGGUAUAG